AUGGAUCGCAUGGGGAUGUUCCAGAUGCCCGGCCUGGUGCAACCGCCACUCACAAGCCAACCACCACAGAUCUUUGGCUCGUACCUCAGCGAUGGCUUGACCAACUUGCAGCAGCUUCCACCGGACAUGACGGCACAGAUGUUUUCUGACUCCAACUUGCUGCUUGACGACAGCCAGGAUGCUAAGAGAAGGAGAAUAGCUAGGACCGAGUGCAUCUUCACCCAGAUUGAAAAGAAAAGGGCGACGCCAAAGGGGGCCAAAUAUAUCGAAGCACUGGAGAACCGCCUAACUCGCAUGGAAAAGCUUCUCCGGCUGGCCGGCAUUCUCGUAAAUGAGGAUGAUGAUCUCGCUGAACUCGAGAAGCGACUUAUCGAAAAGUCAGGGCAUGCAGCAGCCGUUGCUCCAAGCUCAGGCCCCUCCUCGCCCUCUCACCUUACGUCGGAAAGCGAUGCAACGGCUUCCCCCAGAAGCUCCGUUACAUCUCCUGGUCUGCAAAGGGAAAAGGAAAGGGAAAGGGACAAGGAAAAGGACAAGGAUAAGAGACAAGAGGAUAAACAGAAACCGGUUGCCACGCCAGGCAGCCUUCAGGGCGAGGAGGAAGUCGAAGCUUUGUCUGAGAUGAUGUGCUCCCUGGUGACAAAUAAUUGCGGAGAAACCAGAUAUAUUGGCUCUUCGUCUGGGUUUUCCAUUUUCUCGCCAAAGGGCGUCCAAUGGAUUAACAACAAGACCGGCGACGCCACUUUCCAGAAUAUGAUCUCGGAAGUUUCCGAGGACGACCACAAGUGGACAAAUUGGAAGCCUGAAAUAUUCAGCGACCUGUUUCAGCGACCCGUCUUUCGACCCCUGCCGUCAAAGCCCGAGGCCAUGUCCCUGCUCAAGGACUUCUUCGAAAACUUCAACUGCAUGUUUCCGCUCUUCCACCAGCCGACUUUUAUGCACCUGGUCGAACGCCAGUACUCCGAUGAUCCAUACCAGGGCUCCGGUUGGUGGGCCAGUCUAAACUGUGCUUUAGCCAUCGCUCAUCGCCUGCGCGUCAUGAGCAACCUGGUUCCACAAGAGGAGGAUGAAAAGGCGUGGGGUUAUUUGAAAAACGCCAUGAGCGUCUUUGCCGAGCUCACCAUGCGCAACACGGAUCUGUUGAGCGUUCAGGCCCUUCUUGGAAUGGCGCUAUUUAUGCAGGGUACACCCAAUCCCCAGCCAACCUUCCUUUUGAUUGCCGCUGCCAUUCGGCUUUCGCAUAGCAUUGGCCUCCACAAGAAGGGAACGGGAUUCAACCUCAACCCCAUCGAGAUCGAGCAGCGCAAGAGAGUGUUUUGGAUCGCUUACAUGCUGGACAAGGAUCUCUGCCUGAGAUCAGGGCGUCCCCCUGCUCAGGACGAUGACGACAUGAACGUCGAACUUCCCGACGCUGACCCUGAGGAUAACAUUGGAAACAUUCCCCUGGCAGAAGGGAAGGGUAAAAUGAAUUUGUUCCGCGUCAUGUGCGAAUUCGCCGUCAUCGAAAGCAACGUGUACAAGAGACUCUAUUCGGCCAAGGCGGCAAAGCAAUCCGACGGCGAGCUUCUUGCUACAAUUGGGGAGUUGGAUCAAGAGCUAGAGGAGUGGAAGGAUAGAAUCCCCAUUGAUUUCAGGCCUGAACAUGAAAUCAGGGCUUCUCACACGCCCCUUAUCCUCCACAUCGUCAUGGUCCAUUUCACCUAUUACAACUGCUUGACAACAAUCCACCGCAUGUCGAUUCACCAUGGAUUCUGGACAAGCCGGUUGGCCAACUACGCAAUCUCGGGCCAGAAUGUACGGCCACUGAAUCCCAGAGUAUUCUCGUCUGCCAUGCUCUCAACAGCAGCAGCACGGGCAUCCAUUUCUCUACUCAAAUAUAUUCCACAAGGAGACUUUUCUUGUGUCUGGUUGAUUUUGUACUUUCCAGUAUCAGCACUCGUCACCCUUUUCGGCAAUAUCCUUCAAAACCCUCUCGACCAGCGGGCGAAAUCGGAUAUUCGACUAAUGAACCUCGUUGUCACCUUUCUCUCAAUGCUUGGCCAAGAGGCAGAGCAGGGCGGAGUCCAUAGAAUGCUGGGCAUCUGCUCCGAGUUCUGUCGCAUCGCUCAGAGAGUCAUUGAAAAGGCUGAGAGAGAGCAAUCUUCCCGUCGCAAGCGCAAGCCUACGGAAACUCCAGCAAACGGUGAUGCUCGUAACCAAUCCCUGUCGCCGAAUGCUGCGCAUACCGCCAAGUCGACAACCCCAGCAUCUUCGGCCCAUACUCCGCAGCACACAGGCAGCACCGCAACGACGACGCCGCAGUCUAUUGCCCAUGACACCCUAUCGCCCGAAUUUGCUGCCGCACGCUCAUAUCAGAAUGCCGCGAACAAAGCCACGCCGGCAGGGUCGUCGCCGUCAAUCGACUCCAUGGGAUGGGCGCGAGAUUUCCAGGUUCCCCAGGAGAUGGAGUUUGAAUCCUUUGAGGAAAUGACCGGAUUCGGCGGUGACGUCCAGUCGCCACCGGCGCCCAACGGCCGUGGUUUCCAGCAGCCUUUGCUCCCCCAAGAUCUCUUUUCCCUAUCAAUGAGCCUUGAUUGGAACUGGGUCGAGAUGAGCGGAGGGGCGUAUCCCACGGUCGAAAACGGGAACUUUGGCGGCCUUGAGAAUACCGGGGUCCUGGACCCAAGACAGCAGCAACAGUGA
Messenger RNA from Trichoderma aggressivum f. europaeum, 2679 nucleotides. RefSeq names its product transcriptional regulator family: Fungal Specific TF. Gene Ontology annotation, biological process: DNA-templated transcription. Bases 1 to 2679 code for a protein of 892 amino acids. The record is from RefSeq and is a predicted model, not a curated record. The transcript has 6 exons. NCBI's taxonomy places the organism in Eukaryota, Fungi, Ascomycota, Sordariomycetes, Hypocreales, Hypocreaceae. Gene Ontology annotation, molecular function: zinc ion binding; DNA binding.